CGGGGUUCGAGUUCGAGCAUCUUAGGUUUUUGCAGGGGUCUUUCUUGAGACACUUUCCGCGUGGCAAAAAACGAAAAUACAAGAGAAGAGAGACCAGAAGACUCCUUUUCCUGCCUCGCCCCUUCCCACUAUCACUCGUUCAGAGAGGUUCGGAGCGCUGAGAUACUGACGCGCGGCGAGCACAACGGGAAGUCUGUGGAGCGCUUUCUUUUGUGUUCGCCGCAGAAACGCUCCUGUUGCCUGCUCAUCUGUCCAGCUUCGGAUGACAAUGAUUGACACAGACUGCCGGCUUCGCAGCAGUUGGUAGCCGGGGGUGCCUGUCACUUGUUCACCUCUCUGAGCCGUUACUCCAGCAUACAGUUUUUUACUGUUCCGUGACCACUGACAUUUCCUGCAUAUACAAUCUCCGCAUCUCUGUAUACCAUUAUCGGCUUUUGAGAGUCUCCAGACCGUUGGCUCUUUCUGCAUCUCUUUGGCGGUUUUCGCGCGCACUUCUCUUGCCUUUUUGGCGCGUCCGUGUGUCCGUUCGUGUUCGCCUCUGCAGUGCGUAUACCCUCUCUACGUUUUUCUUUCUCGUCUUCCCAGUUCUUCGAGGAGUUCUUCCGUUCUCCUCGGCCGCGUUUCUCCCUGCUUCUUUUGCGAGUUUUGGUAUCUGACAGAGGGCCGCCGCGCUCCUCGACUUUCCACUAUGUCCCCGUGCAAACGAAAGCGGCUGAAAGAUCAAAGGCUCCACAAUCCUUCGUGACACAAGCUCUUCCCUUGGUCAAACAGAUCACCAGAGGGGGCACUCGGCAGCUUGCCUUCAAAGAAGCAAGUUCGCCUAGCCCCAGGCCCUAACCCGUCGAGUACACACUGCUGGGAGAUCCGCCUCAGACACACCCCCGGAAAACAUAUCUUUUCACGGUCGUUCCGUCUUUUCCAAGAAACACAGGCCACACGGUGGAAGAGAGAGAGAACCCAUACACAAACAAACAGGCACAUGAAUCCCCAUAGAUAUAUGCACGUAUGUGCUUGCAUUGAUAUGCACGGAUUCCUCUAAGGGAGGUGGCGAACGAUCCACGUUAUUGGUUUCAGCACAUCUAUACGGACUUAAAGGCCCUCGUCUCACCCGUUACAUACAUACACACACGCAAAAGGUUUGUUUGUCCACGUGAGCUUGCUUCCGUUGAAAGUAGAAGGGCAGGCGCAUGGGACACUGGAAUGCCUGGCGCGAGGAGUUGACUGCAAAAGAAAUGGGCGUAUUGUCUCAUGUCGCUUUUGCUUUUCGCGAAGACGAACAUGUGGCCUACGCGAAGGACGAGGCUCUCGAGCCUGCGGAGAGUCUGUGCAGCUCAUUCAACAACGGGAUUGUGACUCACAUGAAAGACGUAGGCGUGGUAGAGAGGCCGCUGACCCCCAGCGGGGAAGGACCUUUGAGCUCUCUCAUAGGGAUGCGAACUGAGCCUGUCAGGGAAGAGAACUUUUGCGAUAAAACACCAGAAAGAGAAAUCCCCAACGAGCAAGACGAGGCCAUGUACCUUCCCUACGCAGAAGUCCUCCUGAAGACGAGACUAGAGGUCCCCAGCGCGUCCUUAGAAGACCAUGGGAGGCGAGAAGCUCCAGACGCGUUUUCAGGGCAGAGUGGAAAACAGCGAGUCGGUCCGCUUUUCAGCCCUCCGCGGCCGCCCCUCCCGUCGGGUGCCCGCGACGCCUUGGCGUGUCUGCCCUGGCUGAAACGCCAAGGAAGGCUGCUCUUUUCGCUCACGCGGUGGCACUUGCUCGUUCUUCUCUGUUGCUACUCGGUCCUCGUCGGCCCCGUGUACCUGAACUGGGCACCGUUUCGUCAGCUGCUCUUCGAUAAUGGCGUCUACCGCUGGGUUUGCGAUCCGCAGGAAACAGACGCCUCGCACAUGGCAUUUGUCGACCCCAGAACGCAGACAUGCGCGCAGCAGCGCCUGCACGUCGGGAAUCUGUUCACUCUCUGCACGGUCGCGGACUACGGCAUGUCGUUCUUCGGUGGUCUCGCGAUGGACGUGGGUGGACCGAAGGUGGCGUCUGUGGGCGGGUCGCUCCUGAUGACGCUCGGCUGGCUGCUUCUCGCGUUCGCAAGCGAAACGUUCCGCGCCUUCGAACUCGGAAUGGUCCUCUUCGGUCUCGGCAUCGACAUGGCUUUCUACGGGACUCUUCCCGUCGGCACACUCUUCCCUGGGCACUGCAACACCGUGCGGGCAGUCCUCGUCGCCAUGCGGUCUGUGAGCUACAUGACACCGGUGCUGCUGCAGACUGUCGCGAGCUCCCUCCACAUUUCCUACCGAGACAUAAUGGUCGGCUACGCCGUCACGGCCUUUGGUCCCGCGCUCCUCAUUGCUGCUUUCGUGACCCCAUGGAAGCCCUGGGAGGGCCGCUCCGGAGUGGAGAAUGAUGAAACUGCGGGGGGGAAAGCGGAUGGAGUGCCGGCAAACAACCUGCAACAGAUGCCCGUGCAGACCAGCCGUCGCACAGAGAUCCCGCGGAACACCUGGCGGCUCUGCGCAUCUUUCUUCCCCCGGAAAUUGAAAGAAGAAAACAAGGCGGACUCUCACUGUGUUGACGGCGCAGGAAAUGCCACAGAUGCGAGGUCGGCGCAGAAGCCGCGCGGGAAAAACGCCUGGGAUAGCGAAAGUGGAAAGGGAGAGAGCGACGAAACCUCCGCAAGGACACCCGUGACGACGGACCAGACAGUCGACUCGUUGAAACACCCGGCUGGAAAGGAAGGUGACUCGUGGCCGGCCGCGAUUCCAACGGACACAGGUUCCCUGUCGAUGAUUAGUCUUUCCUCUUCCCCGAAACGCUUCCACGACGACGCGCCAGCAGGCUGCUACAUUCCGCGCCCUUCCGAUCCGGCCUUGCCAGAGCAGACCGUGCCGGAUGCGCGAGCAGCCUCGCUCUUCUCCAGAGAGGCGCCGUGUCUCAGAGGAAACGAAACAGACGAAACGGUGGAAGAAACGCCGGUAGUCGGGCUGGAAUGCGGCAGCGCGGACUUCCCGCGGCAGCUGGGUACGUUGGGGAACUCGAACGCAGGCGCCGACGAACGGCGACUUGCGUCGUUCUUUGGCCAGCCGUGCGACAGAGGCCGGCGAGACAAAGUUAGGCAAGCGAUUAGAGAGGCGGUGGCCUUCACCAGCAACUACCUGUUCUCCAGUCUGUACCUGCCUCUCGUUCCGUACUUCACCAUCACCCUCAUUCGGGCUGUGUACUUCAACACUGCGUCGCACGACCUGGUCCCCGACGCCUUGACGUUUCUCCACAUUAUCAUCGGGUUCGUGUUCGUUUUUCCGCCGAUUGCGGGGUACAUCGCAGAUCGAUUCGGGAUUUUGCUCUGCAUGGCGCUGGUCAACUCGUGCGGGACGCUUGUCAUCCUCCUUUCUCUCGUCACGCUCCUCAUGCCCGGGAAAGCCGUCUGGCUCGAGUACGUCAUCGCAUUUCUUUUCAUGCAGAACAUGUCGCUAAUGACCAACCAAAUCUACUUCUACGUCGGCGCCACAUUUCCGCAGCGCCAUCUGGGGAAACUCAUCGGAUUCACUUGCACAGUCGGCGGUCUCCUGUCGCUUCUUGCCACGCCCAUGUUCGACUACUCGGUGAAGUCGGGAGAAAGCGGCUUCAUGGGCAUGCUCACGCUCCUCGCGGCUCUUUCCGGAGUCACGUACCUUCUGCUGCUCGUCCUUCACUUCAUGAAAAAACGCACGCUGAAAAGACAAGCGGAAACCGCGACGCCGUGCACUGCCGUCCUUGCUCUGUAAAAAAUCUUUGGAAGAACCAUCGCAGCACCGACGCACACCAACGCACGCCGACGCGUGCAUACGGAAACGCUCACUCUCGGUUCGGUAAAGAGGUUUUAACCUCGGUCCAGCAGUGGCGGCGUCGACAUCGAAAACAGAGGCGUACACACCCCUCCGACGGUCUUCGUUUCUAGCACACAGGACCUAAAGGUUGGUUUCCCGACGGAAAUUCUUUUGUAUCGAGGGGCAGAAAAGAACAGACAAUCGGAAACGCGAGCAUGUGCAGACAUGCCAUCAGACGAGGCUUGACAAUUCUGCAGGCACUUUUCUACAACCGGGGAAUCUGAAAGCAGCUCCCAAGAAUCUCCAGGUGUAGGCCUUCCUCUCGCUUGAAUCUUACCAGUCGAAGUCGUGGAAAGAGUCGAUCUUUGCCUUUCGUCAAUCUUCGUUCUUCGCAAGCAUUCGAAGAGGUUCCCUAUGGGGCUAAUUGCCAGUCCGCUCAAACAAAGAAACACACGACCUGGCUGCAAUCUCUACGCGAACGAGUGUAUCCGGAAGCCGUCACCCGCUCAGGAAGCUGCAGGUUUGAUUCUAUAGGAAUGUUUCCUUUCUUCAGAGGGAAGUGCACGUCUAUUUUUCGAUGUCGACUGCGUCGACAGAAAGACGCUGUUGUGUCCGCAGGUGUCCUGUUUUUUUUCUUUCCUUUGCAUGCACUGACCACGAACAAAUUUGGCACUCUUGAAGCCGCACCAACACAGCGAGAGGCCGAUUUCUUGCCAGCCACGAGGCGCCAAGAAACCAUGUGCCCACAUGCGUCUCUCCAAGUGGAAACGCGAUAGUCCAUCACAUACAAACGCAUUUCAUUCCCCUACACAAAUACAUACAUUGGAAUAGAUAUGAAGCUCUGCGUAGACGCAAUAUAUCUAUAACUAUAUAUAUAUAUAUAUAUAUAGACAUACUUUGUGUUUGUACGGAAUCUGAUGGUCUUUGUUGUUUUUCCAUCAGAAACGACUCCGCUUCACAGUGAUGGCAUUUCCAGCUCUGACCACCUUCAGUGGUCGUAUGGCGGAUGCCUGCACGUACAGAUACGUGCACACAGCUUGAACCGACCUACGUGAUCUAUAUAAUAUAUAUAUAUAUAUAUAUAUCAAGAAGCAUAUAAAUAUGAUUGAGUCUACGUAUGUCUGUAUUCUUGAGUACUUCCGGGUGUGACGAUGCCUGAGAGACAGAUCGAGAUGGCAACAUAUUUCCUUCAUGUCGUUCUCUCCGCUCUUUUAUGAAGACUUUCGAAGGAAACUGCAACCGUCAACUGGAAAGCCGCAGCUCCCGGCUUACAGAGAGGAGAGCGCUGCCUUGAAGCUGCUUUCUAAAUGGCUGCACAGGUUGUCCUCCUCGUCUUACGAAACAACGGAAAUUGUUUGAUUGGCACACCGACAGAGACGAUCAAGCUGCAUUACGUUUAACCGUCUAUGAACGAGCUACAAGAGCACCACAGCAGCCAUAAAGAACUUGGGCGGAAGAUUAAAUGCAACGCAAAGAAUCAUUUGAACAUGGCAAAUGUGCCCUGCGAAGUACCACCUGCACUCGCACCUCUUUGAAGCGGUUUGUCUUGUGUGCUGUCUUAGCAGUCCAGUGGAGUGGAGGUGUACAGCCAUCAUAAAGAACUUGGUUUUCUGUAUCUCAUAUGCGUCACAUGUAGAUACACAAGUAUAGGAACAUGUCUGUGACUUAUAUGUGCACCUGCUGGGCAUGUGCUCUCUGACGUUUCGAAGGAUGGCUGAGAGACACCGAAGGAAGUCGGACUAUCUACGCAUCUAACAAUA
Toxoplasma gondii ME49 is the source of this 5560-nucleotide messenger RNA. RefSeq lists its product as hypothetical. Bases 1188 to 3758 code for a protein of 856 amino acids. NCBI's taxonomy places the organism in Eukaryota, Apicomplexa, Conoidasida, Eucoccidiorida, Sarcocystidae. The record is from RefSeq and is a predicted model, not a curated record. The transcript has a single exon.